AUGUCGAAACGCACGGGGUCCAACGUUGUAUUCGUUGGGAAUAUACCCUAUGACAUUUCAGAAGAACAGCUCAUUAAGGUUUUCUCUGAGGUGGGACGCGUAGUCGACUUCCGAUUGGUAAAUGACCGUGAACAAGGCAAAUUUAAAGGCUAUGGCUUUUGCGAAUACGAGGAUGCGGAAACAGCAGCCUCAGCUGUGCGGAACUUGAACGAAGUAGAAGUCGGUGGACGGCCUCUUCGCUUGGACUUCGCUGAUGCAGACCCUAUGCAAGACAAUGAGCGACGAGGCGAUGGGCGGGGACGAACGCCUGUUGGUGCUCCUCCGCUGCCAGCUGGAACUAUGCCUAUGCCUGGCGUUUCAUCAACAGAUGCAAUCACACAAACCAUUGCAUCACUUCCACCAAACCAACUCAUGGAUAUUCUCACACAAAUGAAGUCGCUAACCACGAGUGCACCAGAACAAGCGCGGCAACUCCUGGCUGCCAACCCACAACUGUCGUAUGCUGUUUUCCAUGCCAUGCUAAUGAUGAAUGUGGUAGAUCCGACCGUGGUGCAACGUAUUUUGCAUGAUACAACGGGAGGGCCAGGUAUUCCUCCCACUCUAGCACACGCCCCUACCGCCGUCCCACCUGCUGCUCCUCCAUCUCAUGCAGCGCCAGCACAAACGCCAGCCUCUAUGCCACCAAUGCCAUCGGCACCACCUCAGCUGGAUGAGCAACAACGGGUAUUGCUUCAGCAGGUGCUACAGCUUACACCGGAGCAAAUCAAUGCACUCCCCCCUGACCAAAAAGCCAGCAUUUUGCAGCUGAAAGCACAAUUUGGACAGUAA
Messenger RNA from Malassezia pachydermatis, 828 nucleotides. Its product is annotated as rna-binding protein. The transcript is spliced from 3 exons. The record is from RefSeq and is a predicted model, not a curated record. Gene Ontology annotation, cellular component: mRNA cleavage and polyadenylation specificity factor complex. Gene Ontology annotation, biological process: mRNA 3'-end processing. Gene Ontology annotation, molecular function: mRNA binding. Lineage: Eukaryota; Fungi; Basidiomycota; Malasseziomycetes; Malasseziales; Malasseziaceae. Bases 1 to 828 code for a protein of 275 amino acids.